Porites lobata is the source of this 3174-nucleotide messenger RNA. NCBI's taxonomy places the organism in Eukaryota, Metazoa, Cnidaria, Anthozoa, Scleractinia, Poritidae. The record is from the annotation of a GenBank genome assembly.
AUGUUAAGCAAUAAAACUAGAGGUUUAAACAAUAUAGCUAACAGCACAGCCUUAAACAAUGACAGUUCAGAACUAUGCCUCCCAUCUUGGAUUCUUGACGCCGUCAACGUCCAGUCUGUGUACAUCAGUGACACUGUGAUAACGGUCGUGAGCAUCCCAUUCGCCUUAUUUGCCGUGGUCGCUAACUUGGCUGUUUUAGUCAUCAUAAUCCGCUCUCCUUCACUCCACCGUCCAGUUAACGUGAUGCUGUGUAGCCUGGCUGCCUCUGAUUGUCUAACCGGCCUAGUUCUUCAACCUGUGUACAUAGCAUGGCGCUUUCUUCUGCAUCAUUUUCAAGACACUUGCAAAUUGGUUCAUCUUUACCAAGCCAGUAAAUCUGUUCCUUUCAUGCUUAUCGGUUGCACCUUCGUGAACUUGUCAAUAAUGAGUGUCGAAAGAUUGUAUGCUGUUUCAAAGCCCCUUGCCUAUUCAGCAAAAAUAACACUGCAAGGUAUGAAGAACUAUGGCAAACCCUUACCUGUGCAAAUGGAAAUUGCUUUACAUUCCUUUUCGAAAAUGAUUUUUUUAGACAAAUGGAAAAUGGUUUUAGGUAGCCUGAAUUUCAGACGAUUACUUCGAGUCGUUUUCUCCUCUCAGCAACGUCUGAAUCGACCAGCCGUUAAGGCCGCCCAGUGACGUCACUAUCCGAAAACCGAGUAGUGAUUUUGGUCGGUUGAUUGUCCAAACUUUGGCAUAAUUAUGUAUAAUUAUGAGAAAUUAUGGGGACAUUGUCGUUUGAUAUCCAGCGGCUCACAUACCUGGCAUCAGUACUAAUGGUCCUUGCGUGGAGCUCAAAAAUUUCGACAAUCCUUUAACGUAAACAGCAAAAUUGCCCUUGCCUUCGAAAUUAUGAAUUGUUAAGUUGAACUACGAAUGAAGAAUUAUUGCGGAGAGUCGGUAGGUUUUUCGUUAACAGCCGCUUUGUGGUUUCGGCAGUGCUUUUGUCUGUGCGAAGUUUUCCAUGUCGGAGAUUUAAGUCAUAAUUCGACCUUCUUGUCAUUUCAAACGUCAAGUGUAAUGAUUCUGUUAGCUUUUAUUUCUUGUUUCCUUGUUUUCUUUUUUCUUCGUUAAGGACCAAAUAGCUUCUUUUCAAUUAAAGCUAAAGCGCCGUUGUGUUUUUGAACUAAGUGUUCAGUACCCCCCAGACAUUUUCAAACGAUCUUUCUUGCGGUUUGCCAGUUGAAAAUCGUGUCUGACUUUCUGCAUGAACUAAAGCAAAGGGGUAGUGACUUCAUUGGACGGCAUUAACGGCCGGUCGAUUCAGACGUAAAAGCGGCUCGAAAUAAUUGUCUUAGGGGGUUUAGGAACGAAAUUAUUUAGGCCGCUUCCCUAAUCUUCUAAACCUACAUUACUUUUCGGGGGCCUUGUUUUAAGCCACAGUUACAAGAAUUAUGAUGAAAGUAUAAUGAUAGGCUGUUUUUCCCCAAUUACGUCUUACAGCGUACUUACUGCUCUCGCCGGAACAGCUAUCUGAGGGGCUCAAACUAGCCGAGGUUUGAAGUUUUCGACUUCUUUUGGUAUUCAAGCUUAUUCAGCUGCGUACAAAGCUUUGCAUUGAUGGUCUUUUAGUUCAUUUAUCUCUUUACAAAUGACAAAUUUAUUAUUUUCAACAAUUAUUUUCAAAGAUCGAUAAAAAAGGACAAAAUUUCCCAGUCAGUACUAUGCCAGCGCGGGUCCGAAAUGCAAAACACCGGUUUGACUAGAACAGAUUAUAAUAGCUUUAAUCACAAAUCCAUACGCGUAAUACAUCUCCAAAUCGCUAAAGAAGUGAAUCUGUCAAACUAGAUAUACAGAUGCACAGUUGGUACACAGAAAAACUGGAAAACGGCAAGCAGGAAAGUAAAAACUUACGCCUUUCCGGGCUCUAACUUUGGACCGCGUGGUCGAUAACAUAACAAAACAAGCACGCAUGCGCAGAAAUCCUGGCCACACACAAGACGUAAAAAACGGCGGAACACGGGGGCCGCUACAAGUACCUUGCAGGAUUCAACGUAAUCACAUAGUUGAAACGAAAUCUCCAUCAAGCAAUUUUUUUCCUGCACUGUAAAAUUCUAUGAAGGUCAUUUUCAACCCUAAUCUGAACGAAGCAAAAGAAUCCAACGUAAGAGUUCCUUCAGUGUUUUGGGAAUUUUUUGAUUGUGCUUUUUAAAGUGAUUGUAAGAAACACGUGACAUUAUUUUGUCCAUGACACUAGGAAAGUGUUUUCCAAAAUAAGACAACUAGGUUUUUUUAAGUUUAAAGUUACAUACUGUUACCCAUGAAAUCCCUUGUUCUUUAGAGUAUGAGGCUUCUCUAGGUUUUUAAGUAAUUAAGUGGAGGGGGAGGGGGGUGAGGUAGAAAAGCCUGACGCACACGCCUAUGAGGUUUUAAUCAAAAAUUGAUUAGAUUGUCGUUUUUUUUUGUUUUUGAAAUCCCCUUUUUUCCCUUUUCCACAAUUAAAAGGCUUUUUCGUACUAUCCAUCUUAGUUAAGCGUAAAAUGAAGCCCCCAGGAGCAUUUGGUGCUUUUUCAUUUUCUGUGCCCCUAGGUCACGAUGAAUUCCAAAUACGGUACUUAUCGUUGCGACAAUCGAGACAAGGAUGCUUGAUCAAAACAGUCCUUUUAUGAUGCCGGGCAGCCAGCUAAGCCAGUAACCCAUGUCUUUACUAACUUUAUUCUUAAAAUUAAUUACAAUAAUUGUAUUUCAGGAAUGGUAAAGAUAGUCAUUAGUGCAUGGGUGAUCUGGUUCAUCUACAUAAUCCUUCUGGAAACUGCGGUGCCUGAGGUACUUUAUCAAGCGCUGGAAAGUAUCACGAUGAUUUCAAUGAUGAUCAUACCAAUCGGCGGACACGUCUUGACUUUCCAGGCAAUCCGCUCCAACAACAAAAAGAUCUUAGAUGCCACCCACAACUCUCAACAAGCGAUCCUUUUUAAAAGGGAGAAAAAGGCUUUUGCAGAUAUGGCAUUGUACACGGUAGCGACGCUCCUGUCCAUUCUUCCUAUCCUCUUACUUCUGAAUGUGGAAAAAAGCAUUGUGUCAGGACACAUUCUGUUCCCUUGGGCGUCAGUCUUCUCCCAGUUGAUAUCCAGUCUUAACCCUGUUGUUCAGAUUAAAAAAAAUGCCGCUUUGAGGCAGGCUUUGAAGUUUGCAAUGUGA